Molecule: messenger RNA, 315 nt
Organism: Mesorhabditis spiculigera
Lineage: Eukaryota; Metazoa; Nematoda; Chromadorea; Rhabditida; Rhabditidae
Source: the annotation of a GenBank genome assembly
AUGGACGACGGGGAUCUGGACGACAACAACGAAGACUACUCCGACGAGGAUGGGAGCAGUGAUGGGCUCGACGACAGCGAUGAACAGGACGACAGCGAUGAACAGGACGACAGCGAUGGGCAAGUGGAACACCAGCGAGGACGACAGCAGCCGAAACCCAGCAGGACGACAGCGCCAACCGAAGACCAGCAGGACGACAGCGGUAAGCAAGCCGAAGACCAACAGGACGACAGCGGUAAGCAAGCCGAAGACCAGCGAGACGACAGCAGCAGGACACCAGCAGGAGGACAGCGACGACAGCGACUCGGGGUCGAG